UAUAAAUGCACAUAAAAUGAGAUAGAUGAUUUGAUCUGGGUUAUAAUUAUUGACUAGGAUGAUGUGCCUUGGAGGAGACUUCUCCAUCUUACAGAUAAUAUCAACAUUCCAGAAUAUGUGAAAAAUUUUGAGAAAACAAGAAGAAAAAGGUCGUCAUCACCUUAUCCAUAUGAACUUCUACCCCACACACCCACACAAAUAUCUCUAGCCUUCCUCAGUUCAUGGAAAUUCUCAUCUCCUACUAAAUUUCUUGCAUUAUAAAUUUGGGUUCAUCAGGAAGAGUGCUCACAGAUCUAAGAUCAUUUAUCUGUUUGAAAUUUACAAAAUUAAGUUUGAGAAAACAUACCAAAAGUUUGUCCAAAAAUGCAAGCUUUGAACAUGGCAACCCCUCUGUUCACCACUGUAACUCCCAAUGCCACCAAGCUACCCACAAAUUUACCAUUAGCCCCGAAGCCAGCCACCUUGUCGGCGGCGGCCGGCUUCCGUUCUUCUUCUUCUCUGAAAACUUCUGCUGCUGCAGCUACUGCCGUAUACGAAACAGUGGACUACAACUCCACAUACUCGGUAUUCCCAGCAGAAGCCUGUGAGACACUUGGAGGAGAUGCUUGCUUGGCAGACAUAUUUCCAGAGGUGAAGCUCCAACCACAAGGAAAAAGCACCAUAAGAAAUUCAGAGUUGGUUGAGAGGGACUAUCUUCAAUACAACGACCCAAAGACGUAAUAUCACCUUCCUUCUUUCUUUUUUCCCUAAAUCUUUACAAACCCAAAACAUAAAAUCGAUGUUUUGCACAAAAUUAUGUCUGUUUUGCAGGGUGUUGCUUGGAGAAGCUUGCGAUGUUCUUGGUGGGGAAUUCUGUGAGCGUCCGUAUCAGAUGGGAAUUUACUAAACCGUGCAAUACUAUUGCUGUGUAGGCUCUUCGUCAUGUAAUUAUAUACGUAGAUGAUGAUAUGAUGCUUUUUUGAUAAAUAACAUAAUCUGUUUGUUAUGCAUAGAUUUUGAAAGUCCUUGAAGCAAACGUGGUAGCAACCUUCUAUAAUUCAAACUGAAAACUCGAAUGUGACUUAUUUGGAACGGACAGAGUAAUCUGUUUGUUAUGCAUAGAUUUUCCCACAUAACUUUCGAGUACUAAAAAGAAUUUGUCGAAAUGAUGUGUGUUUUCUUAAUAAGAAUCUUUUGUUAUACUUCGAUUACGAAAGAGUCCUUGAAAGAAAGCUAUGAUGAAUAAUGUAUGAAUUUCAACUCUGAUUUAUUAAGCAAAAACUACUUCCACAAUAACUAGCUAGGUCUUGGCUGCACUAAAACAACCAAACACUAGUUGUCCCAAGCUUUUUUGGCUUUAGGUUUGCUAAGCUUCUUCCCGUCACCAACAUCAUUUAUGACGCCUUCAUCAACAACGUAUGAAGCUGGAACAACAGGAACUAAACUUUCCACAUAAUUGUCGUCUAAAAAGUAUGUAUCCAAUUGACUUACACCGUCCCUCACGAUCUCCAAGCCCUCAUUCUCUGGAUCAUAAACAACAAGGGUUUGAGUACACCAUCUUUGCGGAAUAUGAACAUAACCCAAUAUCUUCCCGCCCGGGGUGACAUUAAUCGUACUGUUGGCGGGAGUAAAAUAACCUAGGCUUCCAGGUACGCUGAAUUGCUUCACCCACACAUUGGCCGAAUGAUCAUUCCCUUCCAUUGUCCAAAGCCCAUGCUCAAGUUUGAGUCUUGUCAUACCGAACAAGGCAAGGGACCCUUUGUAUAAUCUCAGAUUAGCAUCUCCAGAAAUAAAAUCGACGGGAACCCGGAAGCUGCCUGUAUCAUUUUCUCCGCCCAAUUGGACAUAGUGAACGCGAUCAAAACCAUGAUUCCAAUAGCAAAAACCGUCGUCGAUAAUACAAGCUCGGUUCCCGCGUGAAAAAUUAUUGAAAUCAAGAAUUCCAUUAGGAGGCCGAUUGUUUUUAUUAUACCGGGGAGAUUCCAUAACAGAGGAAAACAGGGUAGUCCAUGAAUGAGUUUUGAGACUAUAAACAUCAAACUUAUAUGUAGCCUGAUUUGCUUCCAAGGGUGAUUGAUGUGAUUGAUAUUUGGCCACUACAUAAUCCUGACUCCGACUAUCAUAUCCGAAACCAACAGCAAGAGUAAGAAAACCAUAAUCUAUACUACGAGGCAACAGAAUGGAUUGUCGCAGGGCAGGAUUCCACAAGUAUAUUUUAAGGUCCGCGUUACAGUUACAGUCUUUAACAAUUCAAAAGAUGCCAUCAACACAACUUACUAAACAGUUUUUGCUACCAAGAGAGAAGAACUCUGAUUCUGGCCGUUCACGAAGAAGAUCGGCCUCGGCGAUUUCUUCUGCAUCAAAAUCAGGGAUUUUGUUACAAUCAGGGCAGACGGGUCGAUGUGGUCCGGGUGGAUCGGAUCCUUUAUGAUUCGGAUUAUUAAGCCAGAUUCUCCAGGGUGGUUCUCCGGGAGGACCACCGGAUCCUUUAUGAUUGGGGUUAUUAAGCCAGACUCUCCGGGGUGGUUCUCCGGCCAGAAUCUGGCGGAGAUGGGACCGAGCGAAGCUGUUGAUACCUCCUUGUUUUGACGACAAUAUGAUGAGAUCGUACCACGAUGUACUCACGCAUGACAAUCUAACGAGGUACUUUACAGGCAGCCGGGCUAAGAUAUCCUCGCUGAUUUCAUUUGGAAAAUGCGGGAUUAGAUCUUUCGGUGAUUCUGCCGCCAUGUUCGUCCACCUGAGACGAUGGAUAGAAACAAUGAAAGAAUUUUCCCUGCUUAGCUAGGGUUUUUUCUGCAGGUGUUUUUUCUCAUUAAAUUUGUUCUUAAAUUUUUAACCCC
Oldenlandia corymbosa var. corymbosa is the source of this 2822-nucleotide messenger RNA. NCBI's taxonomy places the organism in Eukaryota, Viridiplantae, Streptophyta, Magnoliopsida, Gentianales, Rubiaceae. The record is from the annotation of a GenBank genome assembly.